GUUUCAUAUAAAACGGCUUUGCUUUUGUGUCCCUUUGCUUCAAUCCGUAAAUAAUCUAAAAAAUCUCCCAGAUAUCAAGAUAUCAGCUGAUGAUGACGGGCAUGCGUGGAAGUUAUUGUUGUGGUUGAAAAUGGUGAGAAGAGAGGAAAAAGCAAAAUGAAACUGAAAAUAUAAAUCUCUAGUGAUGGCUGAAGAAAAACUCUUCAUAUCCUUUGCAUGCCAGAGAUGUUCCCAGGCACUUCGUCUCGAUGAUUCCCUGAAUUCUUUCAGUGAACACACUUCAGCAGAGCUAAAUUUGCCAAUACAUUCCAAUCCUGAUGUUGAUUUGGAGUCCCAAGCGACCAGUUUCGAUCACUAUGUGCCCCCUUGUAGGCUGUCUGAUUCUGGAAAUGGAGCUAAUGGUUUUAUGUUGAUAUCAGAUGAAAAUGAAGUUGAUCUACUGAGUCAUCAGUUCAAGAUUCAAGCUGCUCUAUUUGAUACAAUUUCAGGGAAUUCAAAUAUUGAUCACCCCUUAUGUGAUGAAUGUACAGAUAAUUUGAUAGAAAUUUUAGAUCAACAACUCAAAAUCACACAAGAAGAUUAUGAUGAUUAUAGCAGAUAUUACAAAAUGUUACUGAGUGAAAAAGAUGAACCCAAACUCAGUGAUCUUGAAAAAGAACUGAAUGAUCUGAAAUCAGAAGAAAAUAGACUUCUUGAUGAGUUGGAAGCUCUGCAAAAGGAAGAGGAGGAAACCUUGAGAUCCAUUGGACAGCAAGAAGCUAUAUCAGAAAAAAUUACCCAAGAGGAAGAUAAAUAUUGGAAAGAAUACACAAGACAUCGCAGAGAUUUCUUAGUUCUUGAAGAAGAAGGAAGAAGCCUAGAAUGUCAAUUGAACUACAUAAGUCUUCAGCUUGAUAAACUGCAGAGGACCAAUGUUUUCAAUGCCACCUUCCAUAUUUGGCAUAAGGGUCAUUUUGGUACUAUAAAUAAUUUUAGAUUAGGACGACUGCCAUCAGCACCAGUGGACUGGUCUGAGAUCAAUGCAGCUUGGGGCCAGACAGCUCUAUUAUUGUCUUCUCUUGCUAGAAAAAUCAACCUCACUUUUGAAAGGUUCAAGCUUGUGCCAUUUGGAAACCAUUCACAUAUUGUGGUUCUUGAGGAAGAAAAAGAACUUCCUCUCUAUGGAUCAGGGGGUUUCAAAUUCUUGUGGGACACAAAGUUUGACAGUGGAAUGGUGGCAUUUUUGGAUUGUUUGCAACAGUUCCAGGAAAAAGUCGAGAAAUUGGAAAAGGGGAACAAGGUUUUCUGUUUUCCAUACAGAACAAAUAAAGGAAAGAUAGAAGAUAAAGAUGCCAGUUACUCAAUCAAGAUUCAGUUGAAUUCAGAAGAACAGUGGACCAAAGCUUUGAAAUUCAUGUUAACCAAUUUGAAAUGGGGACUUGCUUGGGUCUCCUCACAGUUCAAUAGUGAUGGUGAAGAAAUACAAUCAGACAAUUGAAGUUAUUAGUCCCAUAGAUGAAUUAUAAAGUUGUUUCUAUAGUAUCAGGUUUAAGACUAUUUAAAAUGUAAUAUAAUAUUUUUGUUAUUGAAAAAACAGACAUUCUUGUAAAUAAUUGACUUUGUCUUUAAACACUUGUUUUUAAUAA
This is a messenger RNA of Phaedon cochleariae (mustard beetle), 1625 nucleotides long. Lineage: Eukaryota; Metazoa; Arthropoda; Insecta; Coleoptera; Chrysomelidae. The record is from the annotation of a GenBank genome assembly.